This is a messenger RNA of Mandrillus leucophaeus (drill), 2128 nucleotides long. It is a transcript of the gene A4GALT, whose product is annotated as alpha 1,4-galactosyltransferase. Gene Ontology annotation, molecular function: acetylglucosaminyltransferase activity. The record is from RefSeq and is a predicted model, not a curated record. The transcript is spliced from 3 exons. Lineage: Eukaryota; Metazoa; Chordata; Mammalia; Primates; Cercopithecidae. Gene Ontology annotation, biological process: protein O-linked glycosylation. The coding region runs from base 317 to 1378 and encodes 353 amino acids.
AACUGGAAUUCCGCAAACACUGGGGUGAUGCAGGCACGCCCUUAGCACGGUCCCGGCAGGGGGCGGUGGGGUCAGGCCGACCCGGGUCCCAGGGGUGACAGCGUCCUUUCCCCACUACAGGACAUCGAGAUGGAUUUGCAGCCGCUGCAAGUGUGUGGAAGGGCCGUGUUCGUGUUGGCAAAAAAGGUCGGCUGCUGAGCCAGGGCGUGUCUCCCGGAGGCCUGCAGACUGCCAGGAUCCCCACCUCUUUGCAAUGGGCUGCCCAGGCUGACCAGCCGGUUCCUGCUGGAAGCUCCUGGUCUGAUCUGGGGAGAUCAUGUCCAAGCCCCCCGACCUCCUGCUGCGGCUGCUGCGGGGUGCCCCAAGGCAGCGGGUCUGCACCCUGUUCAUCAUCGGCUUCAAGUUCACGUUUUUCGUCUCCAUCAUGAUCUACUGGCAUGUUGUGGGAGAGCCCAAGGAGCAAGGGCAGCUGUAUAACCUGCCAGCAGAUAUUCCCUGCCCCACCUUGGCACCCCCCGCCCUACCCUCCCAUGGCCCUGCUCCGGGCAACAUCUUCUUCCUGGAGACUUCAGACCGGACCAACCCCAACUUCCUGUUCAUGUGCUCCGUGGAGUCGGCGGCCAGAACUCACCCCGAAUCCCACGUGCUGGUCCUGAUGAAAGGGCUUCCAGGUGGCAAUGCCUCCCUGCCCCGGCACCUGGGCAUCUCACUUCUGAGCUGCUUCCCGAAUGUCCAGAUGCUCCCGCUGGACCUGCAGGAGCUGUUCCGGGACACACCCCUGGCCGACUGGUACGUGGCUGUGCAGGGGCGCUGGGAACCGUACCUGCUCCCCGUGCUCUCCGACGCCUCCAGGAUCGCACUCAUGUGGAAGUUCGGCGGCAUCUACCUGGACACCGACUUCAUUGUUCUCAAGAACCUGAGGAACCUGACCAACGUGCUGGGCACCCAGUCCCGCUACGUCCUCAACGGCGCCUUCCUGGCCUUCGAGCGCAGGCACGAGUUCAUGGCGCUGUGCAUGCGGGACUUCGUGGACCACUACAACGGCUGGAUCUGGGGUCACCAGGGCCCGCAGCUGCUCACGCGGGUCUUCAAGAAGUGGUGCUCCAUCCGCAGCCUGGCCGAGAGCCACGCCUGCCGCGGCGUCACCACCCUGCCCCCCGAGGCCUUCUACCCCAUCCCCUGGCAGGACUGGAAGAAGUACUUUGAGGACAUCAACCCCGAGGAGCUGCCACAACUGUUCAAUGCCACCUAUGCUGUCCACGUGUGGAACAAGAAGAGCCAGGGCACGCGGUUCGAGGCCACGUCCAGGGCACUGCUGGCCCAGCUCCAUGCCCGCUACUGCCCCACGACACACAAGGCUAUGAAGAUGUACUUGUGAGAGGCCUGCGAGGCCACCUUCCCGACCCGCUCCUGAUGGAGGGGGCACUUGGCCACCCUUCCUGGGGAGGCAAGAUUGGGGCCCAGGAGAGGGAGGCCUGAGCUGCCACUGGGCUUAGGCUGGCUGUUGAGGAGCUGAGGGAGCAGGUCCAGUGGGAGGCUGUGGACACCCCCAGGACAGUGUCCUGUCUUGAGGCAGGGCUGACCCGUGGUGCCAGAGCCUGUGGAGUGGGCUCAGUGAGCGCCCCAGGCCUUCUAGACAACAGGCAGGAAGGAUGAACCUCAGGGCACCCCUCGGGUGGCACAGGAAGCCAGACAGUUGGGGCAGAGGUGCCCACAAGGGCAGAGGCCGGUGCUAAGGGGAUGGGGAAGGAAGGACGAGGUUCCCAGAGAGGAGAGGAGGCUGUUGGUAGGAAAGCGGCAGCGAUGGGGGAGACCCAGCCCUAAGGACCAGGUGUGGAGUAGCUUUUCUCUUUUCUGGUUUUGGUUCCUCUUUCAGAGGGGCCAGCAGGGACUGAGUGGGCAGAGGCCUGGCAGUGCCAGCCUGGGGAGCCCCUUAGGGGCAGCCCCUCCUGCCCACCCCAUCCUUCCUCCUCUCCAGAGAUGCCAGGGGGGCGCGUAUGCUCUGCCCCUUCCCUCUGACGGGGGCUGGGUGGGGAGGCUCUUUAGGCUCAGGAGAAGCAUUUUAAAGAAACCCCCUCCCCCUUAUAAACAGGAGAAUAAUCAAUAGAAUAAAAGUGACCCACUGUCA